Engraulis encrasicolus (European anchovy) is the source of this 4990-nucleotide messenger RNA. It is a transcript of the gene zbtb1, whose product is annotated as zinc finger and BTB domain containing 1. Gene Ontology annotation, molecular function: DNA-binding transcription factor activity, RNA polymerase II-specific; protein binding. Lineage: Eukaryota; Metazoa; Chordata; Actinopteri; Clupeiformes; Engraulidae. Bases 252 to 2360 code for a protein of 702 amino acids. Gene Ontology annotation, cellular component: nucleus. The transcript is spliced from 3 exons. Gene Ontology annotation, biological process: regulation of transcription by RNA polymerase II. The record is from RefSeq and is a predicted model, not a curated record.
UGGAGGGUUGGAUUUGCGUGAGUGGGGCUGGAUCUUGCGCAGGCUGCCUCUGUGCGGUGAUACAGCUCGCAGAGCGGCUGUGCGGAAGUUCUUUCAUCCGUGUAGCAGAAGGGGCUUCGCCCUCGCGAAUAUUGUCGACUGAACUUCAUGCUUUAUAUUACGGCAGAAACGGUGGAACUUCCGAACUAGUGCCCUGCAACUCAACCACUUGUUCGUAAAUUGGAAACACCCAUUGUUUUCGGCGCAGGGUGAUGGCGCGGCCCAGCCACAGCGAGCAUGUCCUGCAGCAGCUCAACAACCAACGGGAAUGGGGCUUCCUGUGCGACUGCUGCAUCACCAUCGGCGACACCUACUUCCGGGCCCACAAGGCCGUGCUGGCGGCCUGCAGCUCCUACUUCCGCAUGCUCUUCAUCCGCGACCAGCUGCAGGCCUCCGCCGCCCGCCUGGACCUCAGCAACAUGCAGAUCAGCGCCGAGUGCUUCGACCUGAUCCUGCAGCUCAUGUACCUGGGCCGCAUCAUGGUGGGCCACUACGAGUUCGAGGAGCUCAAGGCCUCCAUGGCCUACCUGCAGAUGUACUACAUCCCGGACUCGCUGGAGGAUCUGCGGGACAUCCGCACCUCGAAUCUCACCCCGUCGUCUUGCGCCUCGUCGUCCUCUUCGUCCAGCUCGUCUUCGACGUCCAGCGUGGUCGCCGGGAAGAUGAUCUUCGGGGUGCGCAUGUUUGAACAGAGCAGCAGGCCCAACAACAACGCCCAGUCGUCGUCAGAGCAACAGGAGAACCUUCCGUCCAAGGUUCCCGCUGCUGCCGUCGCCGGCACGAGACCAAGCCUGAGCGUGUCCACUGUCAGGCCGGUGGAGGACGUCCUUCUACCCCUGCCUCCUGUUCCUGUCGCGGAGAGCGCCGUCAACGAGCAGCCGUGCGAUCUGAGGAAGAGAGGGUCGGGACGGAGCGCCACGUUCAAGGAACGACCUCGAUUCGGCCGCACCUACACCUGCGACGACUGCGGUUUCGUCUUCAGUUGUGAGAAGCUGCUCAUUGAACAUAUUCUCACCUGCACCAACCGCAAGGCGUUUCAGGCCCCCAGUGUCCGCACAGAGGCGGAUAACGAGUCCAGCAAAGCAGAGAGCUCGGCCUCGGAGGGCACGGAAGAACACAGAACAAUGUGCAAGGGAGAGGACGACUGGCCCGACCCAAAGUCCGACUCGGAAAUGGUCAUCAGGUCGUUGGCCACGGGGACAGACAACGAGGCCAUCCCCUGCCAGAACGUCACCAUCAAAGAGGAGCAAGAGGACGACGACUCUGAAUCCGAGAUGGAAAACAUCAGCAUCAUCAGAGUGGGCAACCACAGCUUGAAGGGCUGCAGUGUGCGCCUCCGUUCGUACAAGGACGCAGCCAGCAGGAACCAGAAGCGGUUUGACCAAGAAGACCAAGACCAAGACCAAGAAGCCGGCGUCUCAGCCAUGGAAGACGCAGCCGAGGGCUCUAUGGUGGCGAGCGGUGACGAGGGGGGUGGCGCGGUGAGCUCCAAGGGCCUCGCGAUCAAAGAGGAGAAACAGGACGAAGACUCGUCACCCUGCGAACUCUGCGGGGCCAUGCUAACCGAGGAGGACCAGUCGGCCCACUACAUCUCCAGCCACAUGGGCCACAUCUGCGCGUGCGGCAGGUGCGGCCAGGUGCUGAUCAAGGGCCGGCAGCUGCAGGAGCACGCCGAGCGCUGCGGGGAAACUCAGAGCCUCGACCUGGACUCACCCGAGGAGGGCUCUCCGCUUCCAGAGGAUGUCCAGGGCAUGGACGAAGGUCUCCUGGAGGGCUACCGCUGCCCCCUCUGCGGCCUGGUGUUCGAGAGCGAGAGUGUGGCCGUGGAGCACACGCUGGUGUGUCCGGAGCAGGAGCCCUUUCGGCCGUCGCUGCUGGACGAAGGCAGUGAGCUGGACCACCGCCGCAAACACUUCUGCGCCAUCUGCGGCAAGGGGUUCUACCAGCGCUGCCACCUGCGGGAGCACUACACGGUGCACACCAAGGAGAAACAGUUCACCUGCCAGACGUGCGGCAAGCAGUUCCUCCGCGAGCGUCAACUGCGGCUCCACACCGACAUGCACAAGGGCAUGGCGCGCUACGUCUGCCCGGUCUGCGACCAGGGCACUUUCCUCAAGCACGACCACGUCCGCCACAUGAUCUCGCACCUGUCGGCGGGCGAGACCAUCUGCCAGGUGUGCUUCCAGAUCUUUCCCAACAGCGACCUCCUGGACAAGCACAUGGACGUGCACCUGUACAUUUGCGGCGUUUGCGGGGAGAAGUUCCGUCUCCGCAAGGACAUGCGCAGCCAUUACAAUUCAAAACACACCAAGAGACAGUGAAAAGGCCGCUGCUGCCACGCGUGGAUUGUAUUAUAUUGUAAGAUGGUUUGGGAAAAAAAAAAGAAAUCAAAAGAAAAUAAGCCAUACUGUAAAUGUGAGAAUCAAUCUAUGCACUUAUUACACCAAAAAUAACCUAUUCAAAAAAUGCACUUUUAAAUGGUAUGCAUAGUCUAAGUGUGUCUCAGUGUUGUGGAGGAAUAUAGUGCCUCAAUCUUAUGGGUUUUAAGGCCUCUUUUUUUCUACCUAGAAAGUACUGUAUGUGCACGAUUUGAAUAAUGGUUGACAUACUUAAACAUGUCAAACAAACUUUGUAUGUCAAGCACCUUGUUUUUCUCUCUCUAGGUUUUGCAAUGUUUUGUUAAAACGUGUUAAAUAAGUAUGAUUUUUUUUUCUAUAAUGGAUAUUAAUUUCUUUCGUGGCCAAUACAUACGUGACAUCCUUGGUAAUAUUGAUGUCAUUAUAGAUCAUUCUUGCCGAUUUGGUGCUCUUCUGUUGUAGUGUCUGUGUUGAGACAUUUCUGGUGUUGUUGUGACGUGAUAAGUUGGUAAAUUGGACUGUUGAAUUUAGCUAAAGCUGUGUCUGGUACAGACAGGGUCGCUGACAGCUUUGUUCGGACGCAUCUGAAAGGGUCCCCCACCCAAUGCAUACAGUGUAGAGAGGGCCCUCUAUCCCUUGGCCCGGGACAACUGACCCCUUUGUCCCCCCCCCCCGUCGGCUUCCCUGGGUACAAAAGAACUCCUUUUGAGUUGCAUUACAAGGUACUAUCUGGCACUAACUGUAAGACACCAAAACACUAGUGUUGUUGAAAUCGGGGUAGCCCAAAACUAUUCAAAAUACACACUACUCUACUCAGCUGUUCUCUACUACUGUAUUUCUAUUUUUCCAUUAUACAAUGCAGCAGAAUUUCUUUUAUUUCACGCAAUUCAAAAUUGUAAGCUAUACAUAUUUUUAACUAUGCAAUUGGAGUGCAUCACAAAUCAGGCUAAUGCAUAAGCUUACUUAUUUGGUCAUCCGUCAUGCUGUUUUCAGAUCUCAAUCAGUCUCAAGAUUUGAAGCAGGUGCAUCAGUGGUUUAUCAUGGAUUAUUAUUGGCUGAGUGAAAUGGGUUUGAUUGAUGUUAGAACCCGGAGUGCUUAUAAGCAUUUUUUUUUUAUAUUUACAGCAAAAAGACAAUCGCAUCUGUCUCCUCUGUGUCUUACCUUUCGAAUGUUGUGUUUUGUAAAAGGAAUAGUGUUCCCUAGGAUUUUUUUUAACUUUUCAAACUUUUUUAUACUUUUGUGCUUCUGGUUUCAUUAAGCUUUAAUGAGUGUAAAAGAUAUACUGCAGUGUGUCUGCGUUCAGGUCAAUAUUAAAGAGCGUUUUGUUAUUCAAACUAAACAUGGAAGAGCUGCAAGUGUAAUACAGUGUAACAUACGUUUGGUUCAGGAAUAGUUACAGUCUAAUUUCUAUACAUUUUAAUGAGUUUCAUGGUAGAGGCCAACUCUUACAUUGUUACAAGUGCAAUUUGAUCAAAUCAUUGCAGCUGGUUCUCUGCCAUUGAAACGGAAGUUGCAUUUCAGGAGGCUACAUACUGUAGUCUCCUCUGAUUCCAAGUCUACAGUAAGUCCAAGAUUGGUGUCAGCAUGAUCCAGCACUGUUUAGUAGGUUAUGCAGUGUGACUGUGUACUUUGAUAUGUUUUAUUAUUAUUAUUAUUAUUAUUAUUAUUAUUAUUAUUAUUAUUAUUAUUAUCGACAGCAGUGCUUGAUAGCUGGCUUGGCAGUAUUACUGUUAUUGCUGUGAGGUGGCAUCUAUACGUCUACAGAUGCUCCACCUGACCUCACCGUAGGUCUGUAAAUCGUCUUGUGUUGUUGCUGAACCAACUUUACAUUUUCAAGCUCCUGUUAUUCCAAGUUUUGUUCAAGCUAUCCAUACCGUAUACGGUCACUUUCUUGGACAUCAUUUCCCCAACACUUUCACAGUCAUUUGCAGAGAACUCAGGGUUUAGUGAUGUCAAUUGGGAACAUCAUGAAAGGCCAUGCAUGGACAACCUUUGUUUCGCCUUAAAUGAAAGUGGGCUUAUCAAACCAAUUGUCUCCCUAUUAGUGUGGGCCAUACACAUUCUACUAACAUUAAAAAAACUGCAAAAAGUUGUAAUUUCAUUUCCAUGUUGGGCACCGUUUCAUCUACUGUAAUGCAUUUUAGCCGUACUAUGCAGGCAAACAUGGAUAAUCUGUUGUCAAAACAAAACAUCAAACCAUUAUUCUUUCUAUAAACCUAAUGAUAAAAAAGUGUGUACAAAUUGUGCAGCACCUGUAUAGUGUACUGGAGAGAGUGUAAUUUAACUGGGUGUAUGGAGGAAGUGUCACACAUUUAGAAUUAUAUAUCAACACUUCAAUAUACUGUUGUGCUCUUUUAUGAUUUACUUUUCAUUUCUGUGUCAUGCCAGGGGGUAUGUACUAUGGCUAUGCACCAUGGUUAUAUGGAUAUAUAGGUCAAGUGUCAUUUGCUCUAACAAUUACAAAGAUGUCUGUUAAUGUUUACCUUUCGAUAAAGCUUUGUUUUUCAAGCCAUGAAAUAAAAAAUAUGGAUUAACCUGGAAUGGAGGUUUUUUUAGAGCGACUUGUACAUUGCAAAAUAGUGCAUUACUACAU